Penicillium argentinense is the source of this 1269-nucleotide messenger RNA. RefSeq names its product NADH:flavin oxidoreductase/NADH oxidase. Gene Ontology annotation, molecular function: FMN binding; NADPH dehydrogenase activity; NADP binding. NCBI's taxonomy places the organism in Eukaryota, Fungi, Ascomycota, Eurotiomycetes, Eurotiales, Aspergillaceae. The transcript has 2 exons. The record is from RefSeq and is a predicted model, not a curated record. The coding region runs from base 1 to 1269 and encodes 422 amino acids. Gene Ontology annotation, cellular component: intracellular anatomical structure.
AUGACUUGGCCCGAUGUUUCUGUUGCGCCCGCCCCGGGCAUCUCCUACUUCACGCCUGCGCAGUCGCCCCCUGCUGGCACCGCCCGCGACCCUCAAACCAGCGGCAAGCCCAUUCCGACGCUCUUCAAGCCCCUGACUAUCCGUGGCCACACCUUCCAGAACCGCCUGGGCGUGGCUCCCAUGUGCCAGUACAGCGCCGAAGAUGGCCAUAUGACCGCCUGGCACAUCGCCCACUACGGCGGCAUUGCUCAGCGUGGCCCCGGUAUGAUCAUCAUCGAGGCCACUGGUGUUGUCCCGGAGGGCCGCAUUACCCCUGGCUGUGUGGGUCUGUGGAAGGACUCCCAGAUCGCACCGCUGAAGCAGGUCGUCGAGUUCGCCCACAGCCAGGGCCAGAAGAUUGGUAUCCAGCUGGCUCAUGCUGGCCGCAAGGCCUCCACGGUUCCUCCGUGGUUGGGGGGUGUGACCGCGACCAACGCGGUGGGUGGCUGGACGGAGAAUGUCAAGGCCCCGAGUGCUAUCCCCUUCGCCGAGGGUGACAUUGUUCCCAGGGCUAUGACCAAGGAGGACAUUCAAGAGGUGAAGGAUGCCUGGGUGGCCGCGGUCGAGCGUGCUGUCGCUGCUGGUGUCGACUUUAUUGAAAUUCACAACGCCCAUGGCUAUCUGCUGUCAUCCUUCCUCAGCCCCUCGUCCAACCAGCGCACCGACGAGUAUGGUGGUAGCUUCGAGAAUCGCAUUCGUUUGUCCUUGGAGAUAUCUCAGUUGACUCGUGACACUGUAGGCCCGAAUAUGCCGGUCUUCCUGCGUGUCUCUGCCACCGACUGGCUGGAGACCAGCCUGCCCGAGGAGAAGGGGUGGAAGCUGGAGGACACGGUUGAGUUUGCCCGGGCUCUUGCCAACCAGGGGGCCAUCGACCUGAUCGACGUCAGCACUGGUGGUGUGCAUGCCGCUCAGAAAGUGACGUCGGGCGUUGGCUUCCAGGUGCCCUUCGCUAAGGCUGUCAAGGCGGCCAUUGGCAACAAGAUGCUGGUCUCCGCCGUGGGCACCAUCAACGACGGUACUCUGGCUGAGAAGAUCCUCAACGAAGACGACAUAGAUCUUAUCCUGGUCGGCCGGGCCUUCCAACGUGAUAGUGGUCUGGCCUGGGCCUUUGCCAAGGACUUGGACGUGGAGAUCGCCAUGGCGGCUCAGAUCCGCUGGGGCUUCACCAGCUUCCGCAAUGCGUCGGAGUACAUCCAGCCGAACUCGAUCAAGGCGUCCAUCUUUGACUAG